Molecule: messenger RNA, 5110 nt
Organism: Gryllus bimaculatus (two-spotted cricket)
Lineage: Eukaryota; Metazoa; Arthropoda; Insecta; Orthoptera; Gryllidae
Source: the annotation of a GenBank genome assembly
AUGGCGGGAACCAAUCGCGUGCGGGGAUUAGGGAGAUGGUUCCAGCCAAACAGAGUUCGCGUGGAGAAAUUGUCACAAAUGGCUACUGAAAGAGCAAAAUUACCCGUCCCUGGACCCGAUUUGCACUCGGGCAGGAGGGAAACAACCACCCUAACAAUGUUAGGUAAAACUUAUGGCUGUGGCCAAUGUGGAGCUCCCCCACCUGGUCCUCCUGGCCCACCAGGGCCAGUGGGGCCUCCGGGGGCAGUGGCAGUCCCACCAGGUCCUUUGGGGCUGGUGCCGCCCCAGCAGCCUCACCAGCCCCCACAAGCUCCAGAACUGCCAAUGUUCAACUGUCCAAGAAGACCCAACUUGGGUCGAGAAGGAAGGCCAAUAGUAUUACGAGCAAAUCAUUUCCAAAUAUCUAUGCCUCGAGGUUUUGUGCACCAUUAUGACAUUAAUAUUCAACCUGAUAAGUGCCCACGUAAAGUAAAUCGAGAAAUUAUAGAAACUAUGGUUCAUGCCUAUAGUAAAAUUUUUGGAACUCUGAAGCCAGUAUUUGAUGGGAGGAACAAUCUCUAUACUCGUGAUCCAUUGCCAAUUGGUAAUGAUCGGGUUGAACUUGAGGUAACACUGCCUGGUGAAGGUAAAGACAGAGUGUUUAGAGUAACGAUAAAGUGGGUGGCCCAAGUUUCGUUGUUUGCUCUUGAAGAAGCUUUGGAAGGCAGAACUCGACAAAUUCCAUAUGACGCCAUUCUGGCAUUAGAUGUUGUUAUGCGACAUCUUCCAUCAAUGACAUACACUCCUGUGGGCCGGUCCUUCUUCUCUUCUCCUGAUGGAUAUUAUCAUCCUCUUGGUGGGGGACGUGAAGUAUGGUUUGGUUUUCAUCAAUCUGUAAGACCGUCUCAGUGGAAGAUGAUGCUGAAUAUUGAUGUGUCAGCAACAGCAUUCUACAAAGCACAACCUGUCAUUGAAUUCAUGUGUGAAGUUUUGGACAUUAGAGACAUUAAUGAGCAAAGGAAACCAUUGACAGACUCUCAGCGUGUGAAAUUUACUAAAGAAAUUAAGGGAUUAAAAAUAGAGAUUACUCACUGUGGAACCAUGCGAAGAAAAUACAGAGUGUGCAAUGUCACUCGUCGGCCGGCACAAAUGCAAUCUUUUCCACUCCAGUUGGAGAAUGGACAGACGGUUGAAUGUACUGUGGCCAAGUACUUCUUGGACAAAUACAAGAUGAAGUUGCGUUAUCCGCAUUUACCCUGCCUACAAGUUGGUCAGGAGCAUAAGCACACUUACUUACCAUUAGAGGUUUGCAACAUAGUUGCUGGCCAGCGUUGCAUUAAAAAACUCACUGACAUGCAAACAUCAACUAUGAUCAAAGCUACUGCACGAUCUGCACCUGACAGGGAGCGAGAAAUUAAUAGUCUUGUUCGUCGUGCUGAUUUCAAUAAUGAUGCAUAUGUACAAGAAUUUGGCUUAACCAUCAGUAAUAAUAUGAUGGAAGUGCGGGGACGAGUGCUACCCCCACCUAAACUGCAGUAUGGUGGCAGGGUUAGUUCCCUCAGCGGACAGACAAAACAGCAAGCAAUGCCUAAUCAAGGUGUAUGGGACAUGCGAGGCAAACAGUUCUUCACUGGUGUAGAGAUUCGUGUUUGGGCAAUUGCUUGCUUUGCUCCCCAGCGGACGGUACGUGAGGAUGCAUUGAGGAAGAUGAGGAGGAAAGAAAGAAAACUAAGGAAACAACACACAACAGCAAAACACCAAGGACUGAGGGAAGGUACUCGAUGGUGUCAAACACCUAAGAUAGAGUUACGACAGGAUCUACAAGACCAAGCGGAACCAGGACCAGAAAAAGAAGAAACAAGUCUUAUCAACAAAGGAAGCAGAGAAACAACAAGCACCAAUAGUGAAAGAGAAGUACAACAGAAAUUACAACAAACAGGAAUGAAGGAAACAAACCUAGAAAAUGAAAUGUACAGAAGAGAGAACUCAAAAAUAAUUGCAGGCAAAUAUGCGACAGGACCAGAUCAGGUAGAGCCUAUGUUCCGCUAUCUGAAAUCUUCGUUUGCUUCAUUGCAAUUAGUAGUUGUAGUACUUCCAGGGAAGACACCUGUGUAUGCUGAAGUUAAGAGAGUUGGUGAUACUGUUCUGGGUAUGGCUACCCAGUGUGUUCAAGCUAAAAAUGUAAACAAAACUUCCCCACAAACGCUAUCCAACUUGUGUUUGAAGAUCAAUGUAAAACUAGGAGGAAUAAAUAGCAUUUUGGUGCCCUCCAUUAGACCAAAGGUUUUCAACGAGCCAGUGAUCUUUUUGGGAGCUGAUGUAACCCACCCUCCAGCUGGAGAUAACAAAAAGCCGUCCAUUGCUGCAGUUGUUGGCUCUAUGGAUGCCCAUCCUAGCCGAUAUGCUGCUACUGUGAGGGUACAACAACAUCGUCAAGAAAUCAUCCAAGAAUUAAGUUCUAUGGUCAGGGAACUUCUCAUCAUGUUCUACAAAAGCACUGGUGGUUACAAGCCUCAUCGAAUUAUUCUUUAUAGAGACGGUGUAUCGGAGGGCCAGUUCCUUCAUGUUUUGCAACAUGAACUUACUGCUAUCCGUGAAGCCUGUAUUAAGUUAGAAGGAGAUUACAAACCUGGAAUUACAUUCAUUGUGGUUCAGAAGCGACACCAUACUAGGCUGUUUUGUGCUGACAAGAAAGAACAAUCAGGCAAGUCUGGAAACAUUCCUGCAGGGACCACUGUUGAUGUUGGAAUAACACAUCCUACAGAAUUUGAUUUCUACCUCUGCAGUCAUCAGGGAAUUCAAGGUACAUCUCGUCCCAGCCAUUACCAUGUGUUGUGGGAUGACAACCACUUUGAUUCUGAUGAGUUACAGUGUUUGACUUAUCAACUUUGUCAUACUUACGUUAGAUGUACACGUUCGGUUUCCAUCCCUGCUCCAGCUUAUUAUGCACAUUUGGUAGCUUUUCGAGCCCGUUAUCACCUUGUUGAAAAGGAACAUGACAGUGGGGAGGGCUCUCAUCAGUCGGGCAGCAGUGAAGAUCGCACUCCAGGAGCAAUGGCAAGAGCCAUUACUGUGCAUGCAGACACCAAGAAAAUGGAUAAUAUGUAUGCUGGAGAAAUCUCUGAAGAAACCCACCCGGAAUGUACGCCUACUCUCUCAAAUGAUAGUGGAUAUAUUACGACGACGCCAAGUACUUUGUGCGGCGAUUCUCCUGACAAAAACUGUGUUAAUAAUCUAUCGGUCCGUGGACCAAAUGAACAUGGCAUAUAUGAUACACCUUUAACGAGUCAAAAAGCUUUGAAGUUAAGUAGUUUAAGAAAGCAUCUCGGAGAGAACUAUACGAGUUUGAAAUUGGAAAAUGUCAACGAAUACUUGGAAGAUGGCUUACGUUAUUCUUGCCCAUCUGCUGUGGAUGAAAAAAAAGAUAGUCUGUACAGUCCAGCUAAUGACAAAAAUGGAACCCUUGCUGAAUGUUUCAGCCACUUACUCGUUGAUGAAUCAGUGAGUGAUACAAAGACAGUUGCAGAAGUGCGUACUUCACGCGAGGAAAAGAUUGUGCUUCGUUCAAAACUAGAAAACAGAUCUGUGAACUCGAAGAAGAAAUCCGGUAUUUUUCUUGGGAAAAUUGCUGCCAAGAAAUUUAAACAAGAUAUUAAUUUUACCCAUGAACGAUCUGAAAGCAUAGGACACUGUUUACCUCGUCAGUGUAAUUACUGUGGAGUAUCUCGCCUAGAUUUUUUAGCGCAUUUUGCUGGUGUUUCGGGUAGUUUCCCCGUAAUAAUUUCCAGGAUUCUGAGUUAUUUACAUCCGGAGGAUUUAGUUACUGUGUGCUUAGUAUCAUCAGAAUGGCGAAGAAUAUGUGUUGAUGAUCCUGUGGCUAAUCGUAGGCGAUUGGCGCAUGUACGGCAUGUUAAACAUGCUAAGGAGAACAUAACAUGGGAAAAAUUCAAACAAACUGGACAUUCUCUAAACCUUACACUGACUUCAAAUAAGGGAAUUUUCAGAGAGAUUCAAAAUACUGACAGAAGAGGUAGCAACUCGUCAACUCCACCUAGUACUCCUCGGAGCCCACCUGUCAGUCCAAGUAAAGUGCGCUUCAAACUUUUCUUCAAGGCUGGAAUUGCUCUAGAUGAAGGAACACGCCUCAUUCGCUGUCCAAGAUGCUCUCAUCCGUCACAAGCCACAUCUGAUUAUGCUCAAUGUCAAGCUGUUGGCUGCCAGUAUAGCUUUUGUGUGUUUUGUUUGUGUGAUAUUCAUGAAGGUUUACCCUGUCGUGGACGUAGUCCUCUUCCUGUGCGCCGUAAGAUUUGUAUUGGCAGCAAAGAAUCACGCCGUAAUCUUAGACGUCUGUGAUUAUUGUAUUUAUUUUUGAAAUUGUGCUUGCUUCACUUGCCCUCAUAAGGCUUCAUUGAGUCCUUUUCAAGAGAGGGGUUUGAAAAUUUAGCCUGCCAACUUAGCAGAGUGAUAAGUAACUGUGAUAAACAUUUACAAUGCUCUGCUAGCAAUGUGUUUUGUCUAUGAAAGCUCUUACUUUUUAUUUAAUUGUGUAAAUGUGUUUAUGUAGAUGAGUGCCUUUGCAUUCCCUUCUUGUGUAAAUCUGGUAAUUUGAUGAACCUUACUUCUUUUGUUUGUCAGAUUGCUAUCUAUCUGUAGCAUUUUAUGCCACAUUUCUUUUUGUGCAAUAUGAAUCUCAUUUUAUAAUUUUGUAUUUGGUUUAUAUUUGCUGUUGUAUUGUAUGCCACCUUACCAUAUUCAUUGCUCGAAAUUCAGAGAAUACUAAGUCCCUGCGGUAUUGAUGCGAGUUAAGUGGCACUUAUUUCAGUAUUUUAAAAUGAGAUUAAUACAAUUUUAAUAUGCCAUUAGUAUUUUGCCUUGUGUAAACUAUUUGCUCUCUUUGACUGUGGAAUCUCAACCUGUUAGGCAUUAAUUGACAUGUUGGAAUAGUUUUUUCACAGCCAUGUUACCUAAAUGUUUAUAUUGCUCAAGUCAGGAAAUAGUACCUGAACACUUGUACAAAAUGUAUUAUUUUAUAAAUAAGAACUAUGUAAAUAUUAUGCAAGUAUUAUAUUUAUUUUUAUAAAAGCAACGGUCAUUUCAGUAUAGUUUUUAAUUACAUAUUUCAAUUUACAAA